CUUGAAAAAAACUUCCAACCUUGCGGUGUAGUACGGGCCAUUCAGUCCCCAUUCAGAAUUGUACGAGUGCCGAUUGCGUUGGGAGGGUGUUGAGCCACAUUCCUAUUUGUAAAAACAGCCUAACUUGAUUAGUAUACAAAGAUGACUGGCAGUACGGAACAGUUAGAGGAUGAACUUCGGACAUCGGAUCUACAUCCUAUGAUAAAGUUUAUUGAGCUGUACGAUAAAAAACAUAACGUGACUGAGGUGGAAAUUCCUAUUCCCUAUGGGAAGCUGGCCGGUAAAUGGUUCGGGCCAAAGAAUAUUAGACCUAUAAUUUGUCUGCAUGGCUAUCUGGACAAUUGUGGCACAUUCGAUCGGUUGAUCCCGCUGCUGCCAGAGGAUGUUAGCUUUCUAGCCAUUGAUUUCCCAGGACAUGGUUAUUCUUCACGAGUUCCCGAUGGUAUGGGAUACCACCAGUUGGAUUUCGUAGUUCUCCUGUUGUACGUCAUGAAGGAGUAUGGUUGGGAUAAGAUAGCCCUUAUUGGUCAUUCGAUGGGAGCACAAAUUGCUUUUGUUUUCACGGCACUUUUCCCCGGCAAGGUUGAAUUUCUCAUACACAUCGAUGCCCUCAAGCCGCUGGGUUAUUACGGAAAUAGGUUUAUUACCUAUGCUGCACCAAUGGUAACGAAGUUUAUGGAAGCGGAUAUUAGAAACAGAGAAAAAUCGGAACCUCCAUCCUACACAUACGAAGAAAUGGUAGACAAAAUGCAUGAAGCGACUUUUCAAUCCCUAACGAAAGAUACAUGUCCGUACAUUCUGCAACGGAACAUCAAACCAUCGAGGAAAUUUCCCGGAAAGUAUUAUUUUGAUCGAGACAACAAGCUCAAGUAUAUGAACAUUGUGGGCUGGUCUGACGAAGUGAAUCACACGCUGGCGGCACAAGUUAAGGUUCCCGAGCUGGUCAUAAAGGCGACCGAAUCACCAUACCCGGGCUCUCGGCAGGGUUUCGAAGGAAUGGUGGCAGUACUUAGAAAGCACAACCCCCAAUUCGAGGUACAAUAUCUGAAGGCGUCACACCACCUGCAUCUGACCGAUCCGGAGUUGGUAGCUCCUGUAAUUACCGAAUUUCUUAAGAAGUACUGGAUUCGGCACCCGGAUAAGAUAGCUAGUAAGCUGUGAUUUCAAAGCACUGGAGGCUCGGGAUGAAUUAAAAAGUUUUCGACUACUGUCGAAAAGCCCAAUAAAACAAGUAUUUUCAUUUGA
Molecule: messenger RNA, 1245 nt
Organism: Wyeomyia smithii (pitcher-plant mosquito)
Lineage: Eukaryota; Metazoa; Arthropoda; Insecta; Diptera; Culicidae
Product: probable serine hydrolase
Exons: 2
Coding region: 142-1161 (339 amino acids)
Source: RefSeq, a predicted model, not a curated record